AUGUUCGCUGAGUUUUUAUUGGAGCUGAAAUAUAUCUGUCCAGCUGAUGACUUUAUUUUUAAAUCAACAUCCAUUCGAUUCGAGCAAACUUUCUAUGCAUUUUAUCACAUUCAUCACUAUCUUUCGAAAUCGAAUAGCAUCCCACUUAGAACAGGAUGGAUUGAAAGACGUAUUGUGACGAUAGGUUACCAAAUUUUUAUAAAUAUUAAUGGGGAUUUCAAAAUCAAGAUGAACAUCUUCAACCAGACCAUCGAAGGAUUGGUCAAGGACGGUUACAACGGUAUCAUAACGACCUCGACCGAGUUCACCGCCGGCACAGAGUAUUACGCAAAGUUGUAUAUCAACAACACCAAACUCUACUGGAUGACUCGUGGAAGAUCUACCAACACCACCAAUCUCUCCUAUUUCACCUAUAACAUUGGUAUCUGCCAAUACAUCGUUGGUUAUUUCGCUGGACUCUGGUCCAAGACUGGACAGAUUGGGUAUGUCGCACCGGGUUUGCCAGACGUCGCCAACUACAAUGCCAAUGCCCUGUUUGUGGGUGCACGUGCCGCCAAUCCCAAUGCAACCGUUCACACCUGGAAUACCGGUGGUUGGUAUAUGGUGGACGAAGGUAUUGGUGCCACCAAUGAUCUUAUGAGCAAGGGUAUCGAUAUUGUCAGUCAAAACCAAAACGAUAUGACAGUCGAAGUCGAAGCAAUGAAGCAUGGACUUAUCGGUCUUGGAACCAACGGUUAUCCCUUCUCCAGAGUUUACGGUCCAAGAAUUGGUUUCAGUUUUGUCAACAACUGGACUAUGGUAUUUGUAAACUUUACUGAAUUGAUUAUCAACGAUGCCAACCAUUCUACAAAGACAUAUGGUGAUUUUGAUAAUUUCCUUUCACUUGAUAAAUUUAGUUUUACUGUAAAUACAACUAUUGUUGAUAAAGUAACUGCUGAAAUUCAUAGAUUGAUAGGUAUGCCAAGAGAGAAGCAUCCUUAUUUCUGUAAUGAGUAUAAUCACUACGUAUGGGAUGGAAUGGGUGUUUAUACCAACAACUGUAUGACUACGCCGCAAUUCUUUUUACUUAAUGAUCCGUAUCCUGGUAUGACGUACUAUGGUUAUUACCAAGUACCUCUCACCAAAAUAGAGGAUUCCAAUGGUUUGAUCUAUGGUUACGGUAUCACAGCAGGUGUUCUCAUCUUAAUCUGUAUUGUUAUGAUCUGUCUAAUCCAAAAGUAUAACACCUAUCACGCCAUUAGAUCAGCCAGUCCAUUCUUUUCUAUAAACAUUUUGUUUGGUGGAAUCAUUACCUAUGCUGCCGUCAUUAUCUAUGUCAUCCCCAAGAGUACCGUGCAAUGCAAUGUAAGAUUCUGGUUGUUGGCAAUUGGAUACUCAUUGCUGAUUGGUUCACUCGUAAUCAAAAACAUAAGAAUCUGGUUGAUCUUUAGAGACUCUUCGCGUCUACAAAUGAGAAAGAUUACCAACACCCAACUCUAUCCGUUUGUCGCUGCUUUGGUUGGUGUCAUGGUUGUGUUGCUUAGUAUAUUGGCUGCACCAUCCAUCGGUAAUCACCGUGCUGUAGACUCUAACAACGGUCUUGGCAAGUACGAAUUCGAGGAGAUUUGCGUUAUGUCUAAUGAAGGAUCGAUCGUACUCUACGUUCUUCUCAGUGUAUUUGCGUUACUCAUAUUCAUGGGCGUGUUUGUUUCCUGGAAGAUCCGUAUCGUCGACAUUGAAGAGUUCAACGAAAGUAAGCAAAUUGCAAACACCCUCUACGCAGUGUUGGUGUCGAUCUUUAUCGUUGUACCACUCAUGGUUUCACCCCAAACUCAAAGCAGUGAAACCAUUAUCAUUUGUUCAUCUGCAUUGUUUAUCACUACAAUCUCAUUGAUGAUUUUGUUCAUUCCGAAAUUCUACAAGGUAUACCGCUUUGGAAAGACACCAUCGUCUAAUCCCGAGUUCCUCAGUGCAGCACGUAGUCCAAUCGCUGUGCAGAGAAGCGAAAAAUCGGGAUCUGGUCAUACCUCGGGCAAGGGUUCAUCGUUCCACGACGAAGAGGCCAGUGCCGAAUCAAAGGAGGAAGAGCCAGUCGUUGGCGAAGAGCCAGAGCCAGAGGAGGAACAAACACCAGUACCAAUACACGCCACCUUUGAUUCCGAUGAUGAAGAUGAAGCAAAUCGCGAAACUCCAAUCCAAACACCUGGUACAAUGACAGCAAUUGUAUCAAAUCAAAAUACAGAGUAUAAUUAA
Messenger RNA from Heterostelium album PN500, 2232 nucleotides. It is a transcript of the gene grlC, whose product is annotated as class C G-protein coupled receptor. Gene Ontology annotation, molecular function: G protein-coupled receptor activity. Lineage: Eukaryota; Evosea; Eumycetozoa; Acytosteliales; Acytosteliaceae. Gene Ontology annotation, cellular component: plasma membrane. The transcript is spliced from 5 exons. The record is from RefSeq and is a predicted model, not a curated record. The coding region runs from base 1 to 2232 and encodes 743 amino acids. Gene Ontology annotation, biological process: G protein-coupled receptor signaling pathway.